Molecule: messenger RNA, 1584 nt
Organism: Parathielavia appendiculata
Lineage: Eukaryota; Fungi; Ascomycota; Sordariomycetes; Sordariales; Chaetomiaceae
Product: PALP-domain-containing protein
Exons: 1
Coding region: 98-1417 (439 amino acids)
Cellular component (GO): cytoplasm
Source: RefSeq, a predicted model, not a curated record
GUAUACGUUCUUCCCAAUUCGGUAUUGUUGAUAAUCUUUUAUUCCUUGUGGCGCUUAGGAAGAAGCAAUCGUAACAGAAAACCAGCAUGGGCGCAUGAUGUCGUUGAGCGACCAUCCCCGAGUCUAUGGCUCGGCCGCUUUGGCGGUUGCCUUCAUUGCCGGCGUCUUUAUGACAUUGGGGUUCAAAGACCUCUAUCCAGAGCUGGAAGCACGGUAUGAGCGGCGGAAGAAACGCUCACGACGGGGCAGCAUCUUCUUUGGGCCUGUCAGCCUCGAGGACCGCGAAACAUCCUCCGUGAGCAGUUUCGACCGCGGCAACGGCAUCGUGGAUGGCGUCGAGGGCACAAUCGGAAACACGCCGCUCAUCAAAAUCCGCAGUCUCUCCGAGGCAACUGGCUGCUUAAUCCUGGCCAAAGCCGAGUACCUCAAUGGCGCUGGCGGAAGCCCCAAGGACCGCGUCGCCCUCAACAUGAUCCAGGUCGCUGAGGAUCAGGGCCUGCUCUCACCCGGGCGCGGCGACACCAUCUACGAGGGCACCGUGGGCAGCACGGGCAUCUCGCUCGCCGUCCUGGCCCGCGCCCGCGGCUACAAGGCCCACAUCUGCAUGCCCGACGACAUGGCUAUUGAAAAAUCCGACCUGCUGCACCACCUGGGCGCAACUGUCGAGCGGGUUCCCGUCACGCCCAUCACGGAUCCGGGCCAUUUUGUCAACCUCGCCCGGACCCGCGCCAAGGAGCACACGGCAGCAUCCGACACGCCCUCGCGCGGCUUCUUUGCGGACCAGUUCGAGUCCCUGGCCAACUACACGGCGCACAUGAAGACCACGGGCCCGGAGAUCUACGCGCAGACCGAUGGCCAGCUAGACGCCUUUGUCGCGGGCGCCGGCACCGGCGGCACCAUUGCCGGCGUGACCAAGUACCUCAAGGAGGAGAGGGAUCUGACAUCCUUGAGGGUGGUGCUCGCCGACCCGCAAGGCAGCGGGCUGUACAACAAGAUCCGGCACGGCGUCAUGUAUUCGUCGACCGAGCGAGAGGGCACCCGCCGGCGGCAGCAGGUGGACACAAUGGUGGAGGGCAUCGGGAUUAACCGGAUUACCGAGAACUUUGAGGCCGGGCGGGUCCUGAUUGACGAUGCGGUCAAGGUCACGGACGAGCAAGCGUGUCGGAUGGCGAGGUGGCUUGUGGAGCACGAUGGGAUAUUCAUUGGGAGUAGCAGCGCGGUGAAUUGCGUGGCCGCUGUGGUGACGGCACUCAAGAUGCCCAAGGGGAGCCGGGUCGUCACGAUUUUGUGCGAUUCAGGGACGAGGCAUCUGAGCAAGUUUUGGAAGCACAUUGCUGCAAUGGGACUGGAGGAUGAAACCCACGAGCAGGACGAGGACUUGCUUGCUGUGCUGGGCCUCCAAGGUCUCCGGAGGUAGUGGUCGGAAACCUGGUUAAGGUGGCUGGACAGCCUGACGAGAUACUAGAUCAAUGCCUGAAGUUCUCAACACGGGCAAAGAGCUUUGGGAACCUGGGGUAUUGAUUCUUGUUAAACUCAAUGCACUUUGGUAUCUCUGCGAUUUCAGCAGGUGACCUGCUGCCAGAU